GCACACAGCCAUUCCUUUUGGGUUUGUGUCUGCCUGAACACACAGACCUUCUCCAGGCAGCCCUGUGAAGCUCCAGGAGAGGCAGCAGCCAUGAAGAUCCUGUUCCUGCUCUUCCCCCUGAUCCUCCUGUUGGUCCAGGGUGCUGCAGGAUCCUCCUUGGAACCAACAAAUAAGGAGCAAUGUCAGCGUGAAAAUGGGUACUGUGGAUUCCUGAAGUGCCGUUUCCCCUUUGUCAUCAAAGGAAAAUGUUCCCGGUUUUUCUUUUGCUGCAAAAAUCUCUGGGGUUGAGACCCUGAAAUUCCUGCGAAGAGCUUCCCACUGGCUUCUGUCUCCUGGCCCCAUGUGCUGCUGUCCCCUGCCCUCCCUGCCUGUGCCAUGCCCAGCUGGGGUGACAGCAGCAGUGGCAGCUGCUCCUGCUGGCUGCUGCUGGGCUGGAGCCCUGUGCUGCCAGCCCCGCUGUCUUUGGGGCAGGGGCUGCUUUUCCCGGCUUCAAUAAAGACUUGGAGCACUUUGGCAUUGCA
Messenger RNA from Oenanthe melanoleuca, 521 nucleotides. Its product is annotated as ostricacin-2-like. Gene Ontology annotation, biological process: defense response. The coding region runs from base 91 to 288 and encodes 65 amino acids. The record is from RefSeq and is a predicted model, not a curated record. NCBI's taxonomy places the organism in Eukaryota, Metazoa, Chordata, Aves, Passeriformes, Muscicapidae. The transcript is spliced from 4 exons. Gene Ontology annotation, cellular component: extracellular region.